UUAGCGUUUAGCUACUCUGCUAACUGCGAAAUAAACUUUCACUUUCUAGUAAACCCGGGAAUGCUCUCAAUUGGGAGAGCAACAUUUCCAGAAAACCGAAACCAUUGGCAGCUACAGUUCUGUGUGACAGCACUUGAGUCACAGAUGCCGGUUUUCAUCACAUUGCAGUGGCUUUAUCAGUAGUGUUUAUCUUUGGCGUGUAAAAGUUUUGCUGACCGUUUAAAUAGUAUUUUCACUAGCUAGCUAGCGCAGCUAGCCCCGCUAGCAUGGAGAGCGGCGGAAACAGGCAGAGAAAUGAGGAGAGGAGUGCGGAGAAGUUGAUGGAUAAUUACCUAAAAUCAAUUGGUCUGCAUCGGAAGAAGAUAGCCAAAGAUGGGUCGUGCUUGUUUCGGGCUGUUGCUGAACAGGUGCUGCAUUGCCAAAGCCUUCAUACUGAAGUUCGGGCCAAAUGUGUGGAGUUUCUGAAGCAAAACAGAGACAGCUAUGAGGCGUUUAUCGAGGGCGACUUUGAGGAGUACCUAUGCAAGCUCCAGGAUCCACAGCAAUGGGUGGGAGAAGUUGAGAUGAACGCACUGGCUGUCAUGUACAAGAGAGAUUUUCAGAUCUUUCAGGAGCCGGGCCGACCACCUGUCAACAUUACAGACAACAAGUUCAAGGACAAGGUGCAGUUGUGUUUCCUUAAUGGAAAUCACUACGACAGUGUUUAUCCCAUCAGCAGCAUUAAGAGCGCCGCGCUGUGCCAGUCCAUCCUGUACGAGCUGCUGUAUGACAGCGUGUUUAAGGUGGACCAGAGCUCUCUGGGCCUGUGUCAGCGCGUGGGCCGAUCGUCCGACUUCCUGAGUGACGACAACAUGCCCGCCUGCGGGAGCAGCGACGAGUCGGACGUGGACACGGACGAGCCGCUGUGGGUGGAAACUGAAGCGACUCCCUUCAGACACAACCAGAGCUACAGGGGCCGCGGCCGCGGCCGGCAGCUUCCAGAGAGGGCGAGGCGAUCUCUAAAUCCGACUUUGCUUAGAAAUAUCGAGUACGACGUCUGGCUAAAGAGCAAAAGAGCCCAGCAGAAAAUCGACUACGGCAUUGCCGCGGGGAUGCAGUUCACCGUGGGAGAUCGCUGCCAGGUGCGUGAGGGAGGGCGCAGCUACAACGCCACCAUCAAAGAGGUGCCUCCCGGCAACGGCCUGGUGACGGUCCACAUAGAAGACUUGGGCAAGAAACAGGUCCCUCUGUGGAGCCUCCGCUCCCCCGGCGAGGAGAGCAGCUGGUGCACCGUGGUCAGCCGCGACAGGAAGCUCAGCAACGGGCACGGAGAGUGGGAGGAGAGGGGGAGAGGGAGAGGGAGAGGCAAACUCAACCCAGCGCCCUCCUCCGUUUCCAAGGAAACAGCAGGGGGAUCCAGUGGGCGCGUACAGAAGCAGAAUUCAUGGCCUCCCCAGGCCUCUGUAGAGGGUCAGGCGGGGGGGAAAACCAUCAGGAAGUCGCUCAGCACAACCGAGUCCGCCCUCGGUCCGACCGAGAUUCCGAAUUUGGCCGAAGAGGAGGAGAUUGUGGAGGAUUUGGAGAUGCAGCUCAAAGACGAUCAGAGCUUCCCCGCACUCGGGACUCAGCCAGUAAUGCAGUAUGAAGGAGGGAGGAAGAAAGGAGGAGAGAAAAGACGGCCUCUGAGAAGCAAGGCGAAAAGUCCAGUCGAAGACCUUGGCCUUUCCACUCCGUCUGCUGGAGAGAAAGCCGAAUCCUCAAGCCCUCCCCUCGCAGCCGUCUCUGCUCACAGCACAAACAGCGGCGCGCCCGCUAAUACCCCGUCUGCGGACUCCGACUCUGCCUGGUUGAACUCCUGCAAAGCUUCCACGCCCUGCAUAAACACGGCUGCCGGCCUGCCACCGGCAGCCUCUGCUGCUAACACCGGACCAGCCUCCUCUCCACCUGCCCCCACCACCAGCAUGAAACCCCCCCUGCCCUCCACAGGCCUCCGCGCCUUCAUCACCCCGGUUCUCCCAGCUGCUUCAUCACCCCCAGCUUCGUCCUUUCUCCCCACGUCUGCUGCUUCCCCACCGCCCUCCCCCUCUGUCGAGCCUCCAACAUUCAUUGCCCCCAUCGCUCCCACAGCCGCACAGGUUCUCCCACGCUCGUUUUCCCCCAUCACCUCUCUACCUCACUCCCCCAGUCCGCCCUCCUCGUCCUCACUCGCUCACGUCAAAGAGACCCCACCGGCUCGGCCUACAAGUUUUUUGCCAAAAGCUGAAGGAACCCAGAUGGCGUCUGAAACUUUCCAAAUCCAGGCGCCUCUCUCCCAGAUGCGUCUCCAAGUGUCUGUGCCACAAAACCAGAACCAGAAACCCUCUUUACCCGAGGGCCAGGGAGAAAGCCGAGCUUCUCUCCCCCAGUCCUGUCCCCCCCAACAGCAACCACAGCCCAACACCAAGACGGCCUCCGAGCCCCAAUCCCCUCACCCUCUACCGGGAGAGUCCCACCCUCCUAUCCAGCCACCAGACCCCUCCCAAGUCCCCCAUCCUCCACCUUCCUUCUCUGGCUCCACAAGCUGUUCAAGCGCCGAGUCCGCCAGCGUCCAGAACCACGCCCAGGCUCCACCUCCACCUCAGAGGCCCCCGUCUCCCCCGCAGCCCACUCACCAUGUACAGUCCGCACCCCCCCACCCUCCGCCUCAGCCCAUGGUCCCCCUGCAGAAGCUGUCCCAGAUCUACCAGGACCCCCUGUAUCCCGGCUUCCCGCAGGGAGAGAAGGGCGAGAUGGCCGCCGUUCCGGCCUACUCCGCCAGCAGGUCUGGUGACGACCUGCCUCAAGAUGUUAACGUCUUGAGGUUUUUCUUCAACUUGGGUGUGAGGGCCUACUCCACGCCCAUGUUUGCUCCCUACUUCUACCUUAUCCCCCUGCAGCAAACCUACUACAUGCAGCCCAAGCCCUCCUCCCCCUCCCCGCCACCCCCCUACGCUCCACCCAACCCCACUGCCAGGCAGCAGGGAUCUCACACCCCCCCCCACUACCCUCCGACUCCAGUGUCAGUGCCCUCAAAGUACGACGGCGAGCCAGCCUUCAGCCAGGCCGGUUACCAAGGAGCCCCCCAGCCUCCAUCCCACCGGAUGCCCGUCCCCUCCGGGCCAUGGCUGCAGGUGCCUCCACCCCGAAACGCCAGCUUUCCUGCUGGGUAUCCCGCCCCUACUCCACCAUACUCGGGUCCCCCACCCUCCUCCCAAGGCUGCUUCUCAGGUCAGGGCCCACUACAGUCAAUGUACCCCACAGCUGCACCUCAGUAUCCCCCCGUCAGUGUGGGGUAUCAGUCCGCUUCCACCCCCGAAGAGUUCCAGGCCAUGCAGGGGAUGAUGGAGUCACUUCAGCCCUCCAACGGGGACCCAAUCCCAGGCCACGGGCAUUUGGCUAAUUUGGCUAAUGUUAACAGCAGAACCAUCGUAGUUUCUCCCAACUGUGCCUUAAAGGAGGGGGGUGAGGGAACGACCCGAGCGGUGUUGCUGGUGGAUCCGCCACUCAACAACAAACCCAUACUUGCGCUGAUCUCAGACCCUGAAAUGAAGGAUUCUCCAGUCACCCUGACCACCAUGAAGUCCGGGAGCAGCCCCGGCUCUCCGUCGGGCUACCGGGGCCACCGGAAACCGUUCAUCCCCACCAAACCGUACCAGGCCCUGGGCGCUCAGGAGCCCGGUCACAUGGGCUGCCUGCCGCCGCACGCCAUGGCCGAGCCGCUGUCGGUGGCCUGCGGCCCCGAGGAGGACUUUGAGAUGGGAGCCAUGAACUACACAGGCCAGAGGAAGAGCUUCAGAGCACGGGCAGGAAGGCCAAGGGGAGGCUACGAUGGAGGGAGGGGGCCACCCCGGAGAAGAUUUCGAGAGGCAGGGGAGGGGCAAAGCUUUCUCCAGUUUAACUCCUCCUACAGGGGGCAGGGUCGCGGGAGGGGAUACUAG
This is a messenger RNA of Menidia menidia (Atlantic silverside), 3935 nucleotides long. Lineage: Eukaryota; Metazoa; Chordata; Actinopteri; Atheriniformes; Atherinopsidae. The record is from the annotation of a GenBank genome assembly.